UGAAGCCUUUCACGCUGUCAAGGGAAUUGUCUGGACUAGCUACUCAACCAAAGACGCUCUCGAUGGCCGACUUGGUCAAUGCAAUGACUAUGCCUCAUUUAGCGACUUAUUUUUAACGAGUGUCGUCUUCACAGAAAGUCGCUAGACGAACACGACACUAGCAUGCGUCAAAUACGAGAGGAAUCUGGUGUCCCAGUGGGAUUCGAUCUCACCGAAGAACUGCAGCAGAUUGAGAUAGCCUAUGACCAGCAACGCGACGAAAUCGAAGAAGCGUUUUCGGAAGCGCUAGAGAUGGAAUGGGUGGGCCCGAUGGUUCCUAUCACUGAUGUAUCCACAGAGACAGAGAACCCGGAAGGUAUAGACUGCUUAGUUUGUCGGUCUGACAUUUGCUGCUCUCCCGAAGUACUGACUGUUCCUUGCCAACAUGCCUAUCAUAAGGAGUGUCUGGAACAUUGGAGUCACGCUGCGCAAGGGGCUAGCCAUACUUGCCCCUACUGUCGCACUGAGUUGUUUCCCGAACCUGAGUAUCGGCCAAAGCAUAUCGAACUUGUACAUGACUACGAGAGAGAGCUUGACGACAUUGAGGACCGAAUGUACUCGCACUCUUGGAUACAGAAGUCGGCGGAUUGGUUUGGGGAUGAGCUGGCGAUGCAGAGGGGGUACGAAAGGUCAGAGACGGAGAAGUUAGACUGACAGCGGCUUCGAAGUGGAAUACUGGGACUUCUUGCUUUGUGAAGUCCGGGGAAGAGGUAGCUUCACCAGUAAUACUUUUGGCGCAUAAAUAGGUAGUCGAUUUUAACAUUAGUAUAUUGAC
Messenger RNA from Alternaria rosae, 814 nucleotides. RefSeq lists its product as uncharacterized. Lineage: Eukaryota; Fungi; Ascomycota; Dothideomycetes; Pleosporales; Pleosporaceae. Gene Ontology annotation, molecular function: ubiquitin protein ligase activity. Gene Ontology annotation, biological process: protein ubiquitination. The record is from RefSeq and is a predicted model, not a curated record. The transcript has a single exon. The coding region runs from base 163 to 693 and encodes 176 amino acids.